Molecule: messenger RNA, 1602 nt
Organism: Acipenser ruthenus (sterlet)
Lineage: Eukaryota; Metazoa; Chordata; Actinopteri; Acipenseriformes; Acipenseridae
Product: synergin gamma-like
Exons: 7
Coding region: 429-962 (177 amino acids)
Cellular component (GO): clathrin coat of trans-Golgi network vesicle
Source: RefSeq, a predicted model, not a curated record
GUCAACACUAUACAGGGCGUAUUAGACAAGUUGUCAAAUAUUGAUGGCCACAGGCCAGUAGAAAGGCAGGAAGUUCAAGCCCUGUCAAACAGCCUUGCUCUGAGAGCACAGUAACCGCAGUCAAGCUCCACCCUUCAGUAGUACAGCAACCUUGAAACUUCAUUCUUAAAAAAGGGACUGGGUUGGAUGAUUUUGGUCUCUACAACAGUUACCUCCAUUGUACACACAAUUUCUUUUGUACACACGUUUCUAAAUCCAGCAAGUGUAUGCCCAGCUGCUUCUUGAGUUUUACCAGAGCCACGGGGAGGUGUGCAGGCUAACACAGCUGGGCAGGCCCUGACAAGCAGGAUUGGGCCUCUCCUCUGGCAGUUUCAUAUUCUCAGUGAUUGCACAUCCUCUCUUACCCGCUGUUGCUCUAUGCAGACCAGAUGGAUUCCAGUAUUCAUACACUACAGAGGUGCCUGGAGAACAUUUGCAAGGUGAUCAGAAAGGCUAAUGAUGUGCUGUGUGGAAUCAGCCAUCCCUCUGUCUGCAGUGAGGUGCUGCUCUCCGAUCAAGGGAAGUCCUACAUCUCAGGUGUAGUUGAGGUUUACAAAGUGUCUAAGAGAGUGGAAGGAGGCAUGAGAACCCAUGGCUUCGUAAACGAAGCUCUCCAACGCAGCGUCAAGGACAUUGAGUUACUGUGGAAUAAUCUACAGGCGUUCCUAACAUUCAGCCCCGCUGUAUUACAAACGCUGCCCACUGAAGCCUAUCUAAACGGGCUGGUUGAUGUACCUCAGCCCGAUCUCCAAUAUGAAUGCUGUGGGGUUUGUCAAUCACAAGUGUCCAUGGAAACAGAGGUUGCUUCAGACAAAGACAUCCUGAGCUACAAUGAAUGCCGCUACCAUACAAGCUGUGCCAACUUCUGGUUGAAUUGUGUAGAUCUAAACCUGCCAUUCACCCCAGCACAGAAACAGGGUUGAGUCAUGUAUUAUUGUAAAUGAUGUAUAUUAUUAUUUGUUGUGAAUAUCCAGUUUCUUAAUUGCUGCCCAACCAGUGCCAACAAAUAUCCAGUGACAAACAGAACGAAAUGAUUGUAACUACAGUGAAACCCACUUAAUAUCACUCUUGUUAAUGUCACUCUCCUCUUAUUAAUCACCACGCUAACAUAUCUGUAUUUAAAUGUCCCAAAUAUAAAUUAUAAUGGCACAGUGCAGUAUACAGGACACUGCAAUGUGUAUGUUAAAGACUUCUUUAGUUUUUACAUGUACAGUAGACUAUUAUAAAAAGUUUUUGACAUGUAUGUAAUGUAUGCACACUAUUGUAAUCAAUGCAAUAUUUGUUGUUUUAACACUUCUGUGUUUUAAUGCUUAUAUGUUAGCAGUAGAUUUUGCAGCCUGGAAAACAGUAAGCAACCACUUAGUUCAGGUGACCUUAAAUACAGAUUUUACUGUAUUAUCAGUCUUUAUCCAUCAAUCUUUAUUUUAUAUAGUGCCUUUCAUAGUGGACCACCAUCACACAGCGCUUUACAAGAUGCAGAUUUUUUCUUUAAAAACAUUAAUGGUGGGAAUUCCUGGUUAAAAUGUUUAAGAAUUUUGAUAAGUUCAAUAAAAAAAAAGGUUA